This is a messenger RNA of Arachis stenosperma, 507 nucleotides long. RefSeq names its product signaling peptide TAXIMIN 1-like. The transcript has 2 exons. Bases 78 to 296 code for a protein of 72 amino acids. Lineage: Eukaryota; Viridiplantae; Streptophyta; Magnoliopsida; Fabales; Fabaceae. The record is from RefSeq and is a predicted model, not a curated record.
GGUAGUAGCAAACUUCAGAUAUAUAAGGCAAUAAGCACUAAAACAAAUGGCAUUAGCAUUUAUCAAAGCCAUAUAUAAUGUGUUGCAGGCCUAUUGGGUUUCUGUUAGGCCUACCUUUUGCCUUCGCUUCUCUUCUAAUCUCCCUUGUGGGUAUCAUUGUUUGGAUCGUUGGGUUGACUUUGACAUGCAUAUGUCCAUGUUGCCUUUGUGUGACCCUCAUAGUUGAGAUUGGUCUGGCUUUGAUCAAGGUUCCAUUUUCAGUCAUGGAGUGGUUCACCUCUAAGAUUCCAUGUUAGAGAUAUUAGUAUCAUAUGAAGUCUUUGAAGUAGUGAUGAAUAUGAUAGCAAUCCACCGUAGUGAUGGAGUGGUUCACCUCUAAGUUUUUUGUUGUCUUUCUUUGGCAAGAACUAAAGAAAAUUAUUUGUAUUUAAAGACUACAAUAUUGUGUCCAUUCACUUGUCUAUUUUUCAGCAUGCAACUAUAUCACACAAAUAAUUAUUAAUUUUC